AUGUCACCGAGAGGAAACGGCUUGCUUCACUUUCUACAAUCUUUAUGUUUUCUUUGGUCCUGUAAGGCGGACCUGUGCAGCUGGAGUGGAAGUGGUCUGGCAGGCUCCUCUCUGUCCGGCUCAGUACAGCAGGUGCGCCUGCGCUGUUCUGCCGGCUCUGUGACUUGGUUCUCUCCUCGCCAUGCUUUGCGGGUCGUCCUGCAGCCCAACGUGUGGAGCGCUUCUAAUACCACUGUGUGCAUUAAAGCUUUGCGGGGGUUCCGGAGUGCUACUGUGUAUGUGGAGCGCUCAGAGAGGCUCGACCUGCUGCUGCAGGAUGAUCAGUCUCCAGAGCAGGUUCGCUGUUUCCGUGUAGAAGUGCACAGUGUUGCCAUUUUUCUUCAAGCCAACCCGCUGAGCCUGGAGGGGCCGAGCAUUGUGGCUCUUCGUUAUGAGCUGCUUCAGCAAAAAAGCAGCGUGACAAAUAUACCUUUAAACACAAUGCAUGACGCCUGUCGACCGUGCAGUGACUUGGAGAUACUAAAAGCUGUCUGCACCAGUGACUUCGUGGUCCGUGGCUCCAUACGGAACAUAUCCCAUGAUUCCGUACGGCAGAUCUCAGUCAUAGAAGUUGAAGACAGUCAAGUGUAUCGACAACGAAGUGGCGUGUUUGAAAGAGACCCAGAACUGUCGAGUCUCUGGCAUGGCAUCAUCUACACCCACAUGCAGUGUGGUGUUAAAGCAGGAGCUGGUCAGUUUCUCUUCACCGGAGUUGAGCUUUUUGGGGAGGCUUGGCUCGGCUGUGCUCCACGAUUCAAAGUCUUUGAGAGGAUGUAUAAUUCAGCAAGGAGGACACAACAAAUCCUCUGUAAUUUGUAAGGUUGACCAAAUUAUUAAAAUCCCAAGACUGCCAUAAAAUAAGUUUCCAUUAUAAGUGUAGGUAGCUUUUGACCUUUUCUUUAGGUUAUAAAAUUGGACAUUCAAAG
Trichomycterus rosablanca is the source of this 965-nucleotide messenger RNA. RefSeq names its product meteorin-like protein. The coding region runs from base 1 to 858 and encodes 285 amino acids. Lineage: Eukaryota; Metazoa; Chordata; Actinopteri; Siluriformes; Trichomycteridae. Gene Ontology annotation, molecular function: hormone activity. The record is from RefSeq and is a predicted model, not a curated record. The transcript is spliced from 4 exons.